UUGGCAGAGAGGGGUGGAGGACACUGAAUGGAGGCCAGUGGAGGGAUUGGCAGAGAGGGGUGGAGGACACUGAAUGGAGGCCAAUGGAGGGAUUGGCAGAGAGGGGUGGAGGACACUGAAUGGAGGCCAGUGGAGGGAUUGGCAGAGAGGAGGUGGAGGACAAUGAAUAGGACCAGGGGAGGGAUUGGCAGAGAGGGGUGGAGGACACUGAGUGGAGGCCAAUGGAGGGAUUGGCAGAGAGGGGUGGAGGACACUGAAUGAGUGGAGGGAUUGGCAGAGAGGGGUGGAGGACACUGAAUAGUGCCAGGGGAGGGAUUGGCAGAGAGGGGUGGAGGACACUGAGUGGAGGCCAGUGGAGGGAUUGGCAGAGAGGGUGGAGGACAAUGAGUGGAGGCCAGUGGAGGGAUUGGCAGAGAGGGUGGAGGACACUGAAGGGGUGGAGGCACUGGAGGGAUUGGCAGAGAGGGGGUGGAGGACAUUGAAUGGAGGUGGAGGAAUUGGCAGAGAGGGGUGGAGGACACUGAGUGGAGGUUGGGAAUUGGCAGAGAGGGAUGGAGGCCACUGAGGGAGGUCAGUGG
Molecule: messenger RNA, 578 nt
Organism: Staurois parvus
Lineage: Eukaryota; Metazoa; Chordata; Amphibia; Anura; Ranidae
Source: the annotation of a GenBank genome assembly